Messenger RNA from Formica exsecta, 2689 nucleotides. RefSeq names its product frizzled-9-like. Gene Ontology annotation, cellular component: plasma membrane. NCBI's taxonomy places the organism in Eukaryota, Metazoa, Arthropoda, Insecta, Hymenoptera, Formicidae. Gene Ontology annotation, molecular function: Wnt-protein binding; Wnt receptor activity. The transcript is spliced from 8 exons. The coding region runs from base 555 to 2264 and encodes 569 amino acids. The record is from RefSeq and is a predicted model, not a curated record. Gene Ontology annotation, biological process: non-canonical Wnt signaling pathway; canonical Wnt signaling pathway.
GAGCUACUGCAAGAUCUUUAAAAAGUUGGGCGUCGCUAUAGAUAUUAUUAUAUGGAUGGUGCGGGAACCACAAGGAUAAGACAGACGGACCCGCCAAGCAAAUCAAAUCUUCCCUUCACGGCUUAAAAUGAUCAUCUGAAAAGCCACCUCAUUGUACCUUCAAUUUUCUUCUUUUCUUAUUCUUUUUUCUUGCAUCGUGCUUUCGGACGUCGCUAUUUUCGCUGGCAUUAUCAACAAAUUUCGUUUCUGUUUCGCUUAUAUUUCAUGAAAUAUCUGUAUCUUAUUUGCUGAAUUUUCCAGAGUUUCCUAAUGGAAAUUCAGGUGAGAAUGGAAAUAUCUUAUACUGUUACAACCGUAGUCCUAUGAAGCGAGAUAACUCAUAUUAAUCAAACACCCCAAACAUGAGAUGCAAGGGAAAAAUAUGUACACGCUGCGUUUACAUUGUAUAUUGAACAGUGUUAAAAGAGUUGGGCCUCGAGAUAAUAGGACCCACAGUGACGGCAAAAACUGGAAGGAGCAGGAGAACGCGGCCGAACGUGCGCAGAAUCGCCCGAAUGCAUGCAUCCACAUUACUACCCACCAGUCCGCCAGUACCAGUAUCCAGUAUCCAGAUCCAGUAUCCGUCAGUCAGUCGACUGCCGACCAUCGAUGUGGGUCUGGUCCAUGGAUGGGGCAUCAAUCACGGACAUGCUGGAACCGGCCCAAAAUGCGAAAAACUCAGCGUAUCCUUUUGUCGAGGACUGCGUUAUAAUUUGACGGCGAUGCCGAAUUUUAUGGGUCAUGAGGAUCAACGACAAGCUGAACGAGGGCUGACUGCCUUUAUGCCACUGGUCCAUUACAACUGUUCGAGACAUCUUAGGCUUUUCUUAUGUGCCGUCUUCGCCCCGGUUUGCUCAGAGCAUGUGGCCAUGCAGAUACCAGCGUGCAAGUCCCUCUGUCUUUCCGUAAGAAGGGACUGCGAGCCGGCUUUAACCAGUCUCACGUUGCCGUGGCCACACAUGUUAGAUUGCGAUCGUUUCCUCGAUCGUGGAAACACAUUGUGCGUGCAGCCACCAGACGAAACAUUAGAUGACAUUAAAUCACCAGCAUUGCCAACUAUUCAACAACAAUGGCCAGCGAUGCAUGAACAACCACUGCAGACCUCCACGCAAAUACAACAGCAGCAACAUCAAUGUCCACCUCAUUUUGUGCAGAUACCCAAUAUAGAAACGACUUUUUGUGCACCACGUUGCGGCAUCGAUGCAUAUUAUCGCGCAGAAGAUAAGAGAUUCGCUGAGCGUUGGAUGACCGGUUGGGCGUGGUUAUGUUUUUUAUCGACGCUUUUUACAUUGUUAACUUUUUGGGUCGAACCAUCCAGAUUUCGUUAUCCCGAAAGACCGAUAGUUUUCUUAGCACUCUGCUAUAAUCUUCUUUCUGUAGCUUAUAUCAUUCGGGGUGCGGUUGGCGCUGAGAAUAUCAGCUGUGCCAAUCAGGUUGAUGGACCAAGUUAUGUUCCAAUCCGCGAUGCCUUGAAGAGUAUUCCCUGUACUAUUUGGUGGUUAGUCAGGUACUAUCUAGGACUAGCUAGUAACACAUGGUGGGCAGUCCUAUGCGGUUGCUGGCUUCUGAGUGCCAAGAAUGAGUGGAGCAGCGAAGCUCUUCACAAUAUUGCAUCUUAUCUUCACGCAGCUGCGUGGAUUGUUCCGAUAUUCCUCACAGGAGGAAGCUUGCUGUCGCGCAACGUAGUUGCGGAUGAAUUAACUGGAUUGUGCCAGGUUUCUGAUGAGUCGGCAUUGUGGUUGGAAGUGCUACCGCACGCUAUGUUGCUGUUGUUGGGCUGUGUAUUUAGUAGUAUCGCUGGCAGCGCCCUGAUCCGCGUGCGAAAAGCCGUGCGUUGUGCCGGACGCAGCGCAACGAAACUGGAACGUCUAAUGACACGGCUAGGUAUCUUUGCAUUGUUAUAUGCAUUACCAGCAUUGGGCGGUCUCGUCUGCGUUUUGCACGAGGCCUCGGUGAAGCCACGAUGGCGGCAACUGGCACUGCUUGCCGCACUGGAUUGCCGCACGGCUCAGAACUGCACUCCAGGUCCGAUCUAUCGGGCCGCCGGUCUCGAGAUUACUCUUUUAAGGCUUUUUUUAUCUCUCGUAAUCGGUGUCACUUCGGGUAUGUGGGUAUGGUCUAGUAAGACUUGCCGCACCUGGAGCAAACUGCUCACCGCUCCCAGUAAGCCUAUUAGGAUGCAGAAAUCUUUUCAAAGCUUUAAGCAGGACGGCACUGUUGCUUAAGAACUUUCAAGUUGGAUGUCUAAAACCUAUCCUAAUCUAAUUUAGACAACAUCUAGAGAACGUCUCAUAAGGAAUCUGAAAUUUUAAAAAAUCUAGAGAAUGUCUCGCAAGGAGUCUGAAAUUUUUAAUCUUGCAGAUAUGUUUUAAAGACUUUUAGAAAUGUUUCCUGAACAUUAGUUUAUAAAAAAGAUAGUUUAUAAGAGAAAUUUUAUAUACAUAUAUAUAAAAUUAUAGGGAACGUCAGAAUGAUUAUGCUUUUGUGUAUAUAUGCUGUAUAUAUUGUAAAAAUGAUGUAUAUUCGAGAAGCUCAUAGUAUGUGAAAAAAUUUCUAUGAAUCUUUGUUUAAUGAAAAAACAGUUUACUUUAAAGAUCUUAAAAAUAAUCAUGUUUUGUGUGUGUUUUUAAUGUAAGUAUAUAUAUUUAUC